AUGGCGAAUACCAGCGAUCUUGGAGAGAGCAACCCUUCUCUACAGAAUUAUGCUCUUACCGCUUCUGCGGUGAAACUGGCUUCUCUAGGUCUGAUUAUUUGCAUCAGCCUUGCGGGGAAUUUGUUGCUGUCGCUGCUAGUGCUGAAGGACAGCACCCUACACAAGGCGCCGUAUUAUUUCCUCCUAGAUCUGUGUCUAGCAGACAUCAUCCGGUCCUCUGUGUGUUUCCCUUUCGUGAUGAUAUCCAUUAGCAGCGGCUCCAUCUGGAGCUACAGCGUCAUUAGCUGCAAGAUCAUCGCUUUCAUGGCAGUUCUGUUCUGUUUUCACAUAGCGUUUAUGCUUUUCUGCGUCAGUGUCACACGGUACAUGGCUAUUGCACAUCACAGAUUCUACUCUAAACGAAUGACGCUUUGGACAUGUGUCGCUGUAAUAUGUAUGGUUUGGACACUCUCUGUCGCCAUGGCAUUCCCUCCGGUCUUUGAUGUCGGGACAUAUAAAUUCAUUCGAGAGGAGGAGCAAUGUAUAUUCGAGCACCGAUACGUGAAAGCAAACGAUACCCUGGGUUUUAUGUUGAUGCUGGCCGUCAUUGUGGGAACGACUCAUGUGGUUUACAUUAAAAUGCUGUGCUUUGUUUACGACCAUCGCAAGAUGAAACCCGCACAGCUUGUUCCGGCCAUCAGCCAAAACUGGACCUUUCACGGCCCAGGCGCGACAGGUCAAGCGGCUGCCAACUGGAUUGCGGGGUUUGGACGUGGUCCCACCCCACCAACGCUGGUGGGUAUCAGGCAAGCGACGCACAACGCCAACCGGAGACUGCUUGUCUUGGACGAGUUUAAGAUGGAAAAACGGAUAGGAAAGAUGUUCUACAUGAUAACCCUGGUUUUUCUCUUGCUCUGGGCCCCGUAUAUCGUGUCCUGUUAUAUUCGAGUGUUCGUGAAGGGAAGUACGAUUCCACAGGUUUACCUGACUGCGGCGGUGUGGCUGACUUUCGCUCAGGCUGGGGCCAAUCCAAUUAUUUGUUUCGUAUUCAAUAAGGAGCUAAGGAUGCGCUUCAGAGCCUGUUUUCCAUGUUGCUUGGGCACACAGACACCAAUGGAGCCCUACUGUGUCAUCUGA
Molecule: messenger RNA, 1116 nt
Organism: Chanos chanos (milkfish)
Lineage: Eukaryota; Metazoa; Chordata; Actinopteri; Gonorynchiformes; Chanidae
Gene: gpr27
Product: G protein-coupled receptor 27
Exons: 1
Coding region: 1-1116 (371 amino acids)
Biological process (GO): G protein-coupled receptor signaling pathway
Cellular component (GO): plasma membrane
Molecular function (GO): G protein-coupled receptor activity
Source: RefSeq, a predicted model, not a curated record